Hydra vulgaris (swiftwater hydra) is the source of this 1214-nucleotide messenger RNA. RefSeq names its product deoxyribose-phosphate aldolase. Gene Ontology annotation, molecular function: deoxyribose-phosphate aldolase activity. Gene Ontology annotation, biological process: carbohydrate catabolic process; deoxyribonucleotide catabolic process. NCBI's taxonomy places the organism in Eukaryota, Metazoa, Cnidaria, Hydrozoa, Anthoathecata, Hydridae. Gene Ontology annotation, cellular component: cytoplasm. The record is from RefSeq and is a predicted model, not a curated record.
CCUUGGAAAGUAAACGCGGAACAAUUUGUCUAAAUUAUAGCCCGGACCAAAACCUAAGGCAAUAUUUUUGUACUAAAAUUUUCUAAUUAAGUUCAAAAUUAUUCUUAACCAAAGCUAAAGUGACAGAGCUACAACUACUGUUGACGUUUACACUGCUUUUUAAAUGCCUGCCACUUUAUUGCAACGCAAUCCAGGAGUUCCUUUUGAUUCAUCUUGGUUUUCAGAUGUUAAAAUUAAUUUCCCUAGUGUAAAAACUAGGGCAGAAACUUUAGGAAAGCUUAGAUCGAUUAAAAAAGAUUAUCAAGCUGCGUGGCUUUUAAGAGCUGUAUCCUGCUUAGAUUUGACAACGUUGGCUGGAGACGACUCAGCUUCAAAUGUUCGCAGACUUUGUUUCAAAUCAAAAAAUCCUAUACGUUACGAUAUAAUAGAUAAGUUAGGAGUUAAAGAUUUAAAUAUCACUUGCGGUGCUGUAUGUGUAUAUCCAUCAAGGGUUUUAGAUGCAAAGAAAGCUUUAAAUGAUGCCAAUGCAUCAGAUAUACCUAUUGCAUCUGUUGCUUCUGGCUUUCCUGCAGGUCAAACCCCAAUGCAUAUUCGUCUAUUGGAAAUAAAAGAUGCUGUUGCCAAUGGAGCAAAAGAAAUAGAUAUUGUUCUAUCAAGAACACAUGUUAUGAAAGGAGAUUGGUUAGAGGUUUACAAUGAAGUUAAGGCUUCAAGAGAUGCUUGUGGGGAUGCUCAUCUUAAGACUAUUUUAGCCACAGGAGAAUGUGGAUCUUUAGAAAAUGUAUAUAAGGCCAGCAUGGUAUCUAUGAUGGCUGGUUCAGAUUUUAUCAAAACGUCAACUGGUAAAGAAGGGGUAAAUGCAAUACUCCCAGUAGCCUUAGUUAUGGUGCGUUGUAUACGAGAGUAUCAUGAGCGUACUGGUUUUAAAGUUGGUUUUAAACCAGCUGGUGGAAUUCGUUCUGCUAAAGAUGCACUUGUUUGGCUAUCUUUAAUGAAAGAAGAACUAGGCAAUGAAUGGACACAACCGACCCUUUUUCGAAUUGGAGCAAGUGCAUUACUGAUUGAUAUUGAACGUCAACUGUAUCAUCAUGUAUAUGGAAGAUAUGCAGCUGGUCAUGAGUUUGCCAUCUCUUAAUAAAUGUUUUUUUUUGAUGAAGGCGAUGGAUCGUAAUUGUUUUUCUGUAUAAUAAAAUUACAUUUUAAUAAGUAAAGUA